CAGCACCAACAAGCCAAUGAGCUCACAACACUGACCUCAGCGUCCCGCCCUCACCUUUGCAAACCAGCCAAUAGACGACGCCCCCGGGGCUCUGCUCGAGCAGAGGCCUAGCCAUACAGGUAACUCGGUGAAAAAAAUAGUAAGGCGAGGAAGAAAAAAAACUCCGGGGCUUGUUAUGGAGUUCGUGUGAAGGAAACACGGAUUUCCACCCUUCUUUACCAGUUAAACCAGUAUCUCUGGAUAGAACACACUCAAGUACUGCAACAGUUUUUACCCUUGUGGUCCCUGAUGGCUUCGCACAGUGAUACUCUGGUGGUGUUCUUUGGGGCAACAGCUGGUGAAAAUGGGGGUAAACUGGGUUCGGAUGAGAGGGAAAUAAUUCUCUUGGUGUGGCAAAUUGUGGAUCUACAUGAGAAAAAGGUCGGGAAGCUUCAUAAAUGUUUUGUCAAGCCGGACACUUUGGAGCUGACUGACCAGUGUAAAGAGGAGACUGGGCUGACUGUGGACGACAUCGUCAAAGCUGAGCCACUGGACAAAGUUCUGCAACAGUUCCAGCAGUCAGUGUCAUCAGAAGUAAAAUGCCUUGGCAGGACCACGUACACACUUUGUGUGGACAGUCCCCUUGUCAUUCGUCAGGCCCUCCACCCAGAAGCUUCCAAAAAGAAUCUGGUCCUACCUGAAUGUUUCUUUUCAUUUGUGGAUGUGAGAAAGGAGUUUCACAAAUGCUGCCCAAAUGCUGGCCCUGCGCAGAAGCUCACACUCACCUCAAUGUUGGAAUAUGUUGGUCUCCCUGCUGUGUCAGAGGAGUCGAUAGGGGUGAGGGAGGUGAGGAACAUGGUGCAGCUGACACUCUGCAUACUGGCUGAGCCCCACAAUCACAAAUUCUCCUGUGUUGAAACAGUGAACUACAAGUUUGACUCAGGCACAUGUAAGACUGAGCCGGUGGACAGCGAGACUGUGAUCAGAGCACGAGGGCUUCCAUGGCAGUCCUCAGACCAAGACAUUGCUCGCUUCUUUAAAGGCCUCAACAUCGCCAAGGGUGGUGUGGCGCUGUGUCUUAAUGCUCAGGGCAGGAGGAACGGCGAGGCCUUAGUUCGCUUCAUCAACUCUGAACACCGAGACCUGGCGUUGGAGCGCCACAAACACCACAUGGGCAGCCGCUACAUUGAGGUCUACAAGGCCACAGGAGAGGAAUUCCUCAAGAUUGCUGGAGGUACAUCUAAUGAGGUGGCCCAGUUCCUGUCCAAGGAGAAUCAAGUGAUUAUCCGUAUGCGGGGAUUACCAUUCACUGCCACACCACAGGAAGUGUUGGCCUUCCUUGGUCCUGAGAGCCCAGUUACAGAUGGCACCGAGGGUCUCCUGUUUGUCAAGUACCCGGAUGGGCGACCCACUGGUGAUGCCUUUGUGCUCUUUUCCUGUGAAGAGUAUGCCCAGAAUGCGCUGAAGAAACACAAACAGAUCCUCGGGAAGCGUUAUAUCGAGCUGUUUCGGAGCACUGCAGCAGAGGUGCAACAGGUUCUGAACCGCUACAUGUCCACACCUCUGAUCUCCACACUGCCCCCUUCGCCAAUCGUGCCUGUCCCGGUCCUCACAACACCUCCGUUCCUUCCAGCAGCGAGCAGCACUCGCGACUGCGUACGCCUCCGUGGUCUGCCCUACACUGCUGGCAUUGAAGAUAUCCUGGAGUUCAUGGGAGAGCACACUGUUGACAUCAAACCACACGGAGUCCACAUGGUCCUCAACCAACAGGGACGGCCCUCUGGUGACGCCUUCAUCCAGAUGAAGUCACCUGACAAGGCAUUUAUGGUAGCCCAAAAGUGCCAUAAAAAGACAAUGAAGGACCGGUAUGUGGAGGUCUUCCAGUGCUCCACAGAGGAAAUGAGCAUUGUCCUGAUGGGAGGAACUCUGAACCGCAGCGGCCUCUCCCCACCACCCUGCAAGCUUCCCUGUCUGUCUCCCCCCACUGCCUAUGCUGCAUUCCCCACUCCACCUGCCAUUCUCUCUGAAGCUGCCCUCUACCAGCCUCCCCUGCUUGCUGCUCCCAGACCUCCUCAGACCACCACACACAGCCCUGCUCACACUCUGGCAUACUACCCCCCUCAGCCACAUCUCUAUAUGAACAUGAACAUGAACUACACUGCUUAUUACCCCAGCCCUCCAGUGUCUCCCUCCACAGUUGGCUACUUUGCAGCUCCACCCGCAGUGGCAGCAGCAGUUGCAGCUCAGCCCCACCACGCUGCAGCUGCCGCCUCUCCUGUACUACCCCAGCCUGGUGCCCUGGUCAGGAUGCAGGGUCUGCCCUACAAUACUGGAGUCAAGGACAUCCUCAGCUUUUUCCAGGGAUACCAGCUUCAGCCAGACGCCGUUCUCAUCUUGUAUAACUUCAGUGGCCAAUGCAGCGGCGAGGCCUUGAUCACCUUCCCCAGUGAGGAGAUCGCCAGGCGGGCUGUAGCCGAGCGCUCCAACCACCCCUUCUAUGGGCAGCAGGUCCACUUGGCCUUCUGUAACUGACCACUAGCCCUCCAUCUCCUUCCACCUCGCUCACUUUAGCAUCCCACCGAAGAGCACUCUCCUGUAAACACCUCGUCAACCUCCAGUUAUUCCAAUACUCUGUCAAACAGCUAUUGCUCCUCUCACUUUUCCACGAUCUGCUAUUCACACCUGACACUACUGGUCCUGGCACUCCUGAAGCUGCUGUUGGAAUUUGAGCAUCUACUGAUGCUCAGAUUUUCAGGUUCAUGUCACUUUGUGGAUGUCAUGUAUAGCAUUUCUUUGUAUUUGCACCAACUGUAAUAGCUGGUUGUAGAGAAGAGAGAGCAAGGAGUGUGGACAGAUCAUAUCAGUGUCUCUACAAACCUAAAUGUGGAUGAUUAUUUAAAUGCACACUGCAUGUGUUCCCCAUAAAACUGUACAGAUGUUCAUCCUGGAAUGCUUGAGGCUGUAAAAAACAAAAACAAAAUACAAAAUCAACCAACUUCUACACACAAUCAUUUUUGUAUAUUUCUAAAUUUUCACUUUGCAGCAGUGUGGGAUUUCCUGUGUGUUCACUCUGUGCAAGCACAGCUGUGUGCAUGCAUAGGCUUUUGUUUAUUAUCUGGUGGCCUGCAGCAGUGUAUUUGUAACACUGAAAAGAGAAAAAAAAGCCAUAAAGUGUGACUUAGACUACUGAAAGAGAGUAUAACUGUACACUUGUACUUGUAAACUGUCAUGAAUUCAUUUGACAUAACUUUGAGCUUCAGGGACUACUAGUUUAUACACAGCUGUGCAAGAGGAGCAACUAAUGCACAACUUCUGUUUUCUAUAAAAACCAUUUAUGUACAACAUACUGUCAUCCUAUUUAGACUUUUUCCAAGCACUACAGAUUUCUUUUUGCUUCAGUCAGAGACUUGAAGAACUGAGUGUCUUUAACAGAGUAGCACGAGAAAUUAAUUCUAUUUUUAUUAAUGUCAUUUCUUUACAAAAACUAAGAUUUUGUUAUCAAAUGUAAAAGAACGUGUGUUUCCUAAAGUUGUUUAUAAUUAGCUACUGUAUGUCUUUUGUUCUUGUCUCCAGAAUAUUUAUGUCUGUCUGUAGCAUGCUUUAAUUCCUACCAGAGUACUGUGUAAAGCUGCAUGAGUUUUUCCUGUGGCAGGCCCUCUGACAGCUCACUUAGUUUUUCACCUUUACUGCGCCUACAUCACCCAGAGUGCAAUACUGGCCCAAAAGAGGCUAGGUCAACCUCUGGUGGCAGAGGAGAUAUUUCUUUUUGUAGCAAGUUUGAGACUUGCCUGAAUUUAGAUCUAUGUAUAGACUGUAAACAAUAAAAAGUGUUGACGAUGA
This is a messenger RNA of Oreochromis niloticus (Nile tilapia), 3819 nucleotides long. It is a transcript of the gene esrp2, whose product is annotated as epithelial splicing regulatory protein 2. Lineage: Eukaryota; Metazoa; Chordata; Actinopteri; Cichliformes; Cichlidae. Gene Ontology annotation, molecular function: RNA binding. The transcript is spliced from 16 exons. Bases 289 to 2511 code for a protein of 740 amino acids. The record is from RefSeq and is a predicted model, not a curated record.